Linum trigynum is the source of this 6918-nucleotide messenger RNA. The record is from the annotation of a GenBank genome assembly. Lineage: Eukaryota; Viridiplantae; Streptophyta; Magnoliopsida; Malpighiales; Linaceae.
AGCAAUUGAUUAGUCGAUUGAUUUUAGUAUUGACGCUGUCCGUUUCAACAGCUACUACGACAUGACCUUAUCAACAAUGAAACAUGUGAAAACUGAUUACCGCAACAAAAUGAGCGAUGAAUUACUCGCCGGUUGCUCAAGUAUUUUAUUUGAAACAAAGCAUACUAUUGGUAUGGAUGUAGACUCCAUUAUUGAUGCAUUCGCUAAAUUAAAACGCCAUCGUGAACAAUUGACAUUGUAAAAAAAAAUCAUUAUCCUUUUUACGGUAUCUAAUUUCUAACGAAAUGCGGGCCAGUGCGCUACUGUGUUCUGGAUCCGCCGCUGGAUAGAAUCGCGCUUUUAACUGCAUUGAUUGUCGCAAACGUUAAAGUUUUGGCUAUACAAGUGUAUUUGACCUAAAAGGAAAAAAGGGAUACAAGGAAAAGCAAAAACCAAAUUCCCCACGUUUGCUCGACCAAGCUGGCAAACAAAACAAAUUUGUUAUGGUUGGGCUUGGGCGGCUGUUAGUAAGGCCGAGUCGUACCACAUCACCGGUCCGAUAGGACGAUCGGGCCGGCCGUCAGUCCUGUUGCGUCACCGUACGUACGUACUAGCUGCCCCCCUCUUGUUUCUAUUUCUACCUACCGGCUACAAAUUAAAAUGCAUGAACACCAUUUUUUAUCUUUUACUAAAACUGGCUUAGCUUGCUUAGUAGGCCUCAUUUGCUUUACCGGAUUUGGUUUAUUUUAGUGUGAAAAUGCAUGCAUUAACAACUCUUAUUAUUUGAUGACCUCGUUUCCAUGGAUGUACUUGCAAAACAUUUGUAUGCAUGUUAGAAUAGCCUCCCUCAAAUAUUGCGGUGCGCCCAAAUACGGGCAAACUUUAAUGGACGGAAGAUGUUAGGAUUGAGAUUUGAGAGAAUUCUUCUUAGAUUGUUGUUGACCUUAAAAUUCGAAUCUAUCGUGUGGUAGAUGUUCUCAUCCCACAUUACUAUUAGGCCAAUCCUUUAGGAUUGAUUGAGAGGUUUUUAAAAUUAUAAAUAACAAAAUUAAAUAAUUUAUUUUCGGAAAAAUUAAAAAACUACCAUUAAAUUUUCACCGUAUUAGGCAAGUUAUCAUUGAGUUGGGGUAUAGAAAGAAACUUCUUAUUAAUAGACACCCGAUUUUGUGUUGCAUGAUAUAAUCUUCCCAAAAUCUAAAGAAGGGGAUAAUAAAUUAACCAUUGACCAAUAACUAGAGUCCACGUGUCCAACAUUCACCUCAUUCAGUCUCCAUCAAUAAUCUCCCUUCCCCCGAUUGGUGUGUGAUAAUUGGUCGCUAAUUUUGCGCCAUAUAUAUUCGGCGCAGGGCGCCAUUGCGGCGUUGUGAGCAGUUUCCUUCCGGGGGCGUCCAAAAACCAUUAAGAAAGAAAGGACCCCAAUCAUUCCAUACUUCCCCUUUCCGCCGCUCGACAAUUUUGAGUCCUUUCAAGCCUUCGCCAAUGGCGGGUAGCAGCAGUACAGGUUUAGUGGCUUACCUCUUGACGGCCUUCUCACUCGCCGUCGUCUUUGCCUUUUUCAUCGCAGACCCUGUUUCCAGAACCCCGAAAAGUUCCAGUCUUUUGAACUCUGCAGCUAUACAUGGCAGCACUGAUAAAGUUUGGCCGGUACGUUCAACGAUUUGAGCGAGUUGCUUGCCAUGUGUUUGACAUUUUGCCGGAGAAGGUUCUCUCUCUUUUAAUCCCUUGCUGUGUUUUUUUUCCGGUGGGCUACAGAGGUUGGAGUUCAGCUGGAGGUCAGUACUGGCGACAGUGAUAAGAUUUCUUGGAUCGGCAUGCGGGACAGUUGGUGGAGUUGGAGGAGGGGGGAUUUUCGUUCCCAUGCUUACUUUGAUCGUUGGAUUCGACACAAAAUCGGCUGCUGCGAUUUCCAAAUUCUUGAUCAAUUUUAGCGAUUCUCCUUUACAAUGUCUACUCCUCCUCCUGGUGUUGAUGGCCAUGUCUCUGAUGGCUCUGACUCGUCUGAAUCUGGAAACCCAGGUCAGACCUCUUCCACUCCGCCGCCGAUCCCAGCACAACCUCUUCAAACCCUAUCACAGGUGCCUCCUCAAGCACCCAGAUAUGAGGAUCCGUACCUCAAUCCUUACUAUCUUCCUCCUCACGAUGGAGGUUUGACCACCAUCAUCUCCAUGAAGCUGACUGACCAGAACUACAACCUCUGAAGCCAGAUGAUGGAGCUUGCACUCAGCACUAAAAACAAACUUCAGUUUGUCAAUGGUAUGAUUCCUGUUCCUCAACCCACUGACCCGAUCUGGCAAUCUUGGCAUCGCUGUGACAGUACAGUGCGAUGCUGGAUAUACAACUCUCUUUCUGAUGAUAUUGCGAAUAGUGUGGUGCCCUUUCGUGUUGCUAAAGAAGUUUGGGACAAUCUGCGAGACAGAUUUAGUCAAGAAGACUAUAUUAGGGUGUAUGAGCUCAAAGAGCAGGUUUCUAAGCUCGUUCAGGGUGAUCUGACUGUUUCACAGUACUACACAGCUCUCACCACAAAGUGGCAAGAAUACAAGAUGUAUAGACCACUUACUUGCUGUCCUUGCCCUAAUAGUCCAUACCAUACUAUGACCAGAUAUCAGGAAGAAGACUUUAUCAUCAAGUUUAUGCAGGGGUUGAACGAUUCUUACCAAUCAGCACGUACCCAGGUGCUUAUGAGUACUCAUUUACCUAGCAUUGAGUCUGUUUUUAAGCAGAUGGUUCAACUUGAGCGACAGCUUAAGGGUUCUGCUACCAAGGCUGGGGUGAAUUCUCUGGCUCUGUUAGCUCAAGGGUCUCCUUCUUCUGGACGCCCAAAUUCCAAUUCCAAUUCCAAUCCCAAUGCACGAAACCCUCGUGAUUAUACCACUGAAGGCAAGAAGUGGUGUCGUUAUUGCAAAAAGGAAAACCAUACCAUCCACGAGUGUUAUAGGUUGAAGAACAAGAAGUCUAGGGAGGGUGCAGAUGGUACUCCCUUUGCUGGUGCUGUUGAUGUUUCUGGUUCUGAUGGGAGCAGUAAUACUAGCUCUGUGGCAACAGGAUCAGAACCAUCCUUGAGUUCCCUGUUUACACCUGAUCAAUUUGAGAAACUCAGGACUCUUCUGAAUGGGUCUCCAUCUCCAUCUCCCUCACCUCCUAAUUCACCACAUCUACCCAAUGUCAAUGCAGUGAUCAGGGCACCACCACAGACACCUCACUUUGCAGCCAGCACUUCAGGUAAUGCUUCCUUGCCUUCAACCUUGAAUGAAACCAUCUGGGUAUUAGACACAGGUGCUACAGACCACAUAAUCUGUAACCUGUCUACCUUCAUCAAGUAUAAACCUAUGGAAGGUGUUAAUGUGUCUUUACCUAAUGGACACCAUGUAAAAGCCACUCAUAUAGGCAUAGUCAGGUUACCUUGUGGAUUGUUUCUUACCCAAGUCCUCUUCAUUCCUUCCUUUACUUACAAUCUUGUUUCUGUAAGUAAGUUAACCAAAAAUCAUCCUGUCUCACUAGUCUUCCAAUCCAAUUUUUGCACUAUUCAGGACCUUAUUACUCGGAGGAAGAUUGGUUUAGCCCAAGUUGAUAAAGGCCUCUACCUCUUUUCUGAUUCCAAGCUUCAAGAAUUCCAUUCCCCAGUUCCUUCUUCCAGUUUUGCAGCAGGAGUUUCCAGUUCCAAGUUUUCCACUUCUGAUAUUUGGCAUGCCAGACUAGGCCAUCCUUCUUUUUCUAGGAUGCAGUUUGUUAAGAAUGUUUGUAAUGAUGUUGUUCUUCCUUCUUCCAAACAUUGUGAGACUUGUCACUUGUCUAAACAGAAAAGACUCCCAUUUCCUAAUAGCACUUCUGUUAGUUCAGAUGCCUUCUCUUUAAUCCAUGUAGAUAUCUGGGGUCCUUUGAAUACCAUUUCAAGAGAAGGUUAUUCCUAUUUCCUUACUAUUGUUGAUGACCACACUCGAGCUGUUUGGGUGUUCUUAAUGGAAUCUAAAUCAGAAGCCAACCCUCUUUUGCAGUCAUUCUGCAUAAUGGUCAAAAACCAAUUCUCCAAACCCAUCAAAACCAUUCGAACUGACCAAGGUCAGGAAUUCCACAUGGCUGAAUUUUAUCGCAGUCAUGGUAUUACUCAUGAAAUGAGCUGUGUUUACACAGCUCAACAAAAUGGCCGAGUUGAACGUAAGCAUCAGCAUCUACUUAAUGUGGCACGUUCACUCAAAUUCCAGUCAGGCCUCCCACUUUCUUUUUGGGGGGAUUUUGUUUUGCACGCAGCCUAUCUCAUCAAUCGAACCCCAACACCUCUGCUUGAUCACAAAUCACCUUAUGAAAUGCUUUAUCAUAUUCCCCCAGAUUACAUGAGUCUGCGUGUCUUUGGUUUCCUGGCUUAUGCCACCACUGUUGGUGGUCAUAAGACCAAAUUUGACCCUCGAGCCAGGAAAUCUGUCUUCCUUGGCAUUCCAACUGGUAUUAAAGGCUUCAAACUCCUUGACAUUGAUUCUCAUCAAGUCUUCAUCAGUAGAGAUGUUCUCUUUCACGAGACUAUCUUGCCAUUCAAACAACCCUCACCAACCAACUCCACAACUGUUCCUCCUGAACAUCCCUCUUCAUCUGUUUUGGAUGAUGAUGUUCUUCUAUUUCCAUCUACUGAUGCUCCUAGCAAUUCCUCUACUCCUGCUGCCAAUCACUAUCCUUCUGACUCUGAUAGUGAGAAUGACCAACCUUCCUCUCACUCCAGUCCCUAUCCUUCCUCACAUAGUCCCUCUCCUUCCUCACACAGUCCCUAUCAUCACUCUUCCUCUUCUUCCAUCCCUUCAUCCUCUGCCAAACCAGUAGUUCCCUCUAGGAAAUCCACAAGGGUACCUGUCUUUCCUAAGAAAUAUGAUGACUUUUAUGUUGGUUCUGUCCAAGUCAGUAUGUCCCAUCUCACUCCUCCUCAGCAACAUUUUGCUCUCACCUUGCUUACCAAUGAGGAGCCAGUGAGUUAUGCUGAAGCUGCUAGAGAUCCCAGAUGGAAUGCAGCCAUGAAUGAAGAAUUCAGUGCACUUCAAGCUAAUGACACAUGGGACAUUACUGACUUGCCUGGGGGGGUUAAGCCAAUUGGCUCCAAAUGGGUGUACAAAACAAAGUACAAGUCAGAUGGAGCUUUAGAAAGGUUUAAGGCAAGAGUUGUUGCUAAAGGAUACACCCAGAUUUAUGGGAUUGACUAUUGUGAUACCUACUCACCAGUGGCUAAGAUCACUUCAGUUAAGAUGUUAUUGGCUGUUGCUUAUGUUCAGAAAUGGCAUUUACACCAAAUGGACGUGAACAAUGCAUUUCUGAAUGGUGAACUUGAGGAAGUGGUCUACAUGGAAUUGCCACCUGGAUUAAGGGAUCUGCCUGAGUACAAAGGAAAGGUUUGUAGGCUUAAGAAGUCUAUUUAUGGACUGAAACAAGCCAGUCGAAUGUGGUAUGCAAAAUUGACUGAGUCCUUAAUCAGUAAUGGUUUCAAACAAUCUCUUGCAGACUAUUCCAUCUUUCUUUCCACUGUUCAGGGACAUUUGGUUGUCCUGAUUGUUUAUGUUGAUGAUAUAGUGGUUGGGAGUGCUAGCCUUGAAGCAGUUAAGGAAGUUAAAAAGAUGUUGAUGUCAUUGUUUAAGAUGAAAGAUCUGGGAGAGUUACAGUACUUCUUUGGCCUGGAAGUUAGCAGAACAGAUAAGGGAAUUCAUGUGUGUCAACGAAAGUAUUGCAUUGAACUCCUAAAGGAAGCUGGUUUUGAUGAGUGCAAACCAGCUAAAACCCCAUCAAGUGUCAAACAAGUUCUCUCUGCCUCAGAUGGGGAACCUUAUCUUGAUAUUCCCUUGUUCAAACACCUUCUUGGGCAACUCCAGUACCUGAAUAGCACUAGACCUGACAUAACCUUUGCUGUGCAACAGUUGUGUCAGUUUCAAGAUGCUCCAACAACUGUGCAUAACAAGGCCUUACAUAGGGUAUUCAGGUACCUCAAGAAUUCACCAGGCCAAGGCGUAUUCUAUCCCAGUGAUUCUACUAUGCAGUUAACUGGUUUUAGUGAUUCUGAUUGGGCUACUUGCCCUGAUUCCAGAAGGUCUAUCACAGGGUUCUGCACUUUUCUUGGUAAAGGAUUGAUCAGUUGGAAAAGCAAGAAGCAGAGCACUGUAUCUAAAUCGUCUUCUGAAGCAGAAUACAGAGCUCUAGCUCACCUUAGUUGUGAAGUCCAGUGGUUGGUCAGGUUACUUGCUGACUUUGGUAUUGAUCAUCCUUCUCCUGUUAUGGUGUUCUGUGAUAACCAGUCCGCCAUACACAUUGCAAGAAACCCUGUGUUUCAUGAACGGACAAAACACAUUGAAGUGGAUUGUCACGUUAUCAGGGAGAGAUUAACCAAUGGGUUGAUAAGUUUACAUCAUUUGUCCACUGUCCAUCAACUUGCUGAUUUGUUUACCAAAAGCUUGGGCAUAGAUCGUUUUAACCUUCUACUGUCCAAGCUGGGAGUCUCUGGAAGACCCUCGCCAGCUUGCGGGGGGGUAUUGGAGUGAUGAAUUGGAUCACCAACAGCAGCAGCUCAUUCUUCAUUGAUCACCCUCCUGCAUCAAGCUGCUGCUGUAAGAAGUGAAGGUUGGCUUUCCCACGAAGUGCAGAACAUGAUUAAGACGGAACGACGCCGUUCUUCUCCUAUCCAGAAACAAGGAUUGAAGUGAAACGUUGCCGUUCCGCUGCGUGAAGAGAAGUGGAUUCCAAGCCGCUGCCGUUUUGUUUUAAAACGUUGUUAGUAGUUAGUUAGACAGCUGUACAGGUUUCAUUGGUUAGUUUGUUGGUUUGUUUUUACUGUAGAUUAGCCGUUGCUAAUCUCCUUUCCCCUUUGUACAGACCUGUAUAUAUAUGAAAUGCAGUACCAAAAGGAUCUCGGUUGAGAAUCCUUCCACCAAAAACCCUAUCUACUCAUUUUCUUCUCAGUAAAGCUUUUCUUUUCCU